UCUGAGCACGUGUCCUGCUGGACUGCGUCAGCACUGGGUAAACAGAUGACUGGCUGCGCGCCCGGGCGGGGCUAUUUAAGAGGCAGCCGCCCUCCCGCCUGCCCUGAACUUGGCUGGACCGCAGCCUGCUCUGCUGGAAGCCGCCAAGGCAGCUGAUUCCCCGUCAAAGCCAUGAAGAGCGGCGUGUGUCUGUGCGUGCUGAUGGCAGUCCUGGUCGCGGGCGCCCUGACGCAGCCAGUGGCUCCGGCAGAAGCCGUGGACUCCGCGGUGCAGCGGGCGGAGGAGGCUCCCCGAAGGCAGCUGAGGGCGGCUGUCCUCAGGACCGACGGCGAGCCCCGAGCGCGCCUGGGCGCACUGAUAGCGCGAUACAUCCAGCAGGCCCGCAAAGCUCCUUCUGGCCGCAUGUCUGUUCUUAAGUCGCUGCAGAACCUGGACCCCAGCCACAGGAUAAGUGACCGGGACUACACGGGCUGGAUGGAUUUUGGCCGGCGCAGCGCUGAGGACUAUGAAUACCCGUCCUAGUGGGCCAGCUUCUCAGUCCUGCUCGGAGGAGCUGGAACGAGAAAACAGUCACGCACACAACCCCUUGCCUCUGCAGUUCGACACUUUGAGUAUCUAUUUAUUAAGUUCCCAGUGUGAAAUCUGUCUGUUAAGAGUGUGCAAUCUGGCCACACGCCUCAGCCCCGCCGACGGUUGGAAGGCAGUGUUUCCUCCAGUGACUCCCAAACCUAAUGUUGCUAUGCUAUUAAAGAGUUCCUUCUGCCACUUA
Messenger RNA from Myodes glareolus (Bank vole), 769 nucleotides. It is a transcript of the gene Cck, whose product is annotated as cholecystokinin. Gene Ontology annotation, molecular function: neuropeptide hormone activity. Gene Ontology annotation, biological process: digestion. The record is from RefSeq and is a predicted model, not a curated record. Gene Ontology annotation, cellular component: extracellular region; axon. Lineage: Eukaryota; Metazoa; Chordata; Mammalia; Rodentia; Cricetidae.